This is a messenger RNA of Musa acuminata AAA Group (dessert banana), 3449 nucleotides long. Its product is annotated as alpha-1,6-mannosyl-glycoprotein 2-beta-N-acetylglucosaminyltransferase-like. The transcript is spliced from 6 exons. Gene Ontology annotation, molecular function: alpha-1,6-mannosylglycoprotein 2-beta-N-acetylglucosaminyltransferase activity. Gene Ontology annotation, cellular component: Golgi membrane; Golgi stack. Lineage: Eukaryota; Viridiplantae; Streptophyta; Magnoliopsida; Zingiberales; Musaceae. Bases 1 to 1461 code for a protein of 486 amino acids. The record is from RefSeq and is a predicted model, not a curated record. Gene Ontology annotation, biological process: oligosaccharide biosynthetic process; protein N-linked glycosylation.
AUGCUGCUGUCGACACCUCAGUUUACUAUUAGCUCGCAGCUUCCUCGCUCUGGGUUUCAGGAAAGCAGUUCACAGCUCGUCCCGCCGCCGCCCCGCCCUGCCUCUGCCUCUUCUUCCGCCUCCUCCUCCUCCUCCUUCUCCGCCCUCCACAGAUUUUUCCUGAGGAAAUCUCGAGCUGUGAAAGAUGCACUUCCGUUGCGGCGAAUGCUUCCCUUCGCCCUCCUAGUCCUUCUCGCGGUGCUGCUUGUGACCUUUUUACUCAGAGUGGGAACAGUUACUUCCUCUUCUUCGUUUGUGAACAUGUAUGGAGGCUCUGCUGUUUGGGAAACCGACCGCUCGCUGGUGAUACAUCUCAAAUCCGAGCUGAAGUUGCCGAAACAGAGCAUCCUGUCCAUGUCCUUGGAUCAGAGGAACAAAUUGCCCCCCAGGAACAUGGAUCGUUUUCCAAACCUGGCCAAGGAUCACACAAAGAUCGUCCUUUACGUGCACAACCGCCCCCAGUACCUCCGGUUGGUAGUAAGCAGCCUCGCGGCUGUGGAGGGGAUCAGCGAGACAAUGCUGAUCGUCAGCCACGAUGGCUACUUCGCCGAGAUGGACAGGAUCGUUCAGGACAUCCGGUUCUGCCAGGCCAAGCAGAUCUUUGCGCCCUACUCUCCGCACUUAUUCCCCGAUGGCUUUCCGGGCGUCUCGCCUGGUGAUUGCCACGAUAAGGAUGACCCCAUCGUGACCAAGUGUAAUGGGACAGCUGACCAAUAUGGUAACCACAGGUCACCAAGGACCGUCUCAUUGAAGCAUCACUGGUGGUGGAUGAUGAAUACUGUGUGGGAUGGUAUGGAGGAAACCAAGGGAUUCUCUGGUCACAUUCUUUUCAUUGAAGAGGACCAUUAUAUCUAUCCGAAUGCUUACCGGAACCUUCAGUUGCUUAUAGGAUUGAAGCCCAUGAAAUGCCCUGAGUGUUAUGCUGCCAACUUGUCACCCAUGGAUGUGAACUCCAUCGGAGAAGGCUGGGAUAUGCUGGUUGCUGAGAAAAUGGGCAAUGUGGGUUAUUCCUUUAAUCGGACUGUUUGGAGGAAGAUCCAUACAAAAGCAAAGGAGUUUUGCUCAUUUGAUGAGUAUAACUGGGACAUAACUAUGUGGGCUACUGUCUAUCCAUCAUUUGGGACCCCGGUUUACACUCUGAGAGGUCCUAGGAGAAGUGCUGCCCAUUUUGGUAAAUGUGGGCUGCAUCAGGGACGAGGGAAGAGUAGUUCAUGCAUCGAUAAUGGGGAAGCAAGAUUUCAACUAGAUGAAAUUGACAAGAUUCUUAACAUCAAACCUGAUUGGAAGGUGCAUGUUGUCAAGAAGCAAAGUGGUUACCAAGCAGGUUUUAAAGGUUGGGGAGGCUGGGGCGAUGAGAGAGACCGAGAGCUUUGUUUGAGUUUUGCAUACAUGUAUCAUGAUGUGCAAAUAUCAUCAGGUUGAGGAAAGGUUGUAUGGCACCAUGCUAUUUUUCAAGCUCUUGAGAGCAUCAUGCUAUCACCAUACUGUACCUGAUCUAUACACUGCCAUUGAGGGUUGCUUCUUGGAUCGUGCGAUUGAGGUACAGUCAUUUCUGCCGGUCAAUUAGCUUCUUGGAUUCUUUUUUAUUUUACCUAAUUGUGCCAAGGCUUGAAAUUUGAUGCAACCUUUUGGUGGUGGAAACUUUUUUUCGCUUGUACUGUGCGUUCGAUGACAUCAAGCUGUAUGCUCAGCAAUGAAAGAUGGUCAACCUUCACAAAGUGGAUGUGGACUAUGAUCUCAAGGCUUCUUUCCAGGAGAGAAUUGAUGCAAAUUGAUAUUACCUGAUUGUUGGAUUGCUUUUACAAUCUGAGAUCAGUUAGAGUUUUGAGGGGAUUUUUGUUGUAUGCGGAUGCAUCUGGCAACGCCACAAAGGUGUAGGAAAGGAAUGAUGAGAGAGCAUACAGUCGUGGGAGAUGAAGGCGGCAUCACAUAUGGAAUGGCUUUGGGAUUCAGUAUGGUAACAUCGACACUAUAUAUAUAUAUAUAUAUAUAUAUAUUAUAUUUCUAAUAAGUUAAUAGUUCACUCUUUUUUUUUUGGUCUGUUUACACAUUUAAUUUUUGUUGGUGAAAGUAAUAAAGGGCAUUUCGAAAUAUUUUAAUUUUAUUAUUCUUAAUAAUAAUAAUAAUAAUAAACCUCACUAGCAGCCAUGUCUGAGUUUAUUUAACAUAUUUUUAAUAAUAUAAAUGAGGAUUUUUUCACAAUUGAAGGGAUAUAUCAUGUAAGUGUAGGGUAUAUAUAGGCAACCCUAUUCACAUGUAAAUGGGAGAGAACUGAAAAGCUGGGGGAGAAAUCAAAGGUUUCGGUGGGAUCAUUUGGCUCCCCAAUGUCUUCCAAUUCUUAUCCUACUCUUAAUUGUCAACUUUUCCCUUGUGCGAACGAUCUUCGCUACAAAAGAUUUUGUGGAUAUGGUAAAGGAGAGGAUUUUUAUCGAGGUGCGUAUAUAAAGCUUCGCUGGAUCCAAUCAAUUCUUUCCUUCUAUGUGUCAGUGCAGUUUAUUGGACUUUCAACAUCUUCUCGCGCUUCCUUUCUGAGUUCUGCUGUUCCUGUUUGGGUUGUUUGGGUUUAGAGAGAAUUGUAAGAUUUGAGAAGGAAGAGAGAGAGUGAGAGAGAGAGAGAGAGAAAUGCUUCCAUCGGAAUCUGGAGACGCUUGCCUUGUCUUCUUCUUUUGCUUUCUUUCUUUUUCUCUGUAUCCUGAUGAGAGAAUCCAUUUUGGGGCCUCUGUUUGAGCAUUUUCUGCUUCCAUUCCGAUCUUUGGCGAUCGUUUCUAAAGCCCAGCGCUCGAAUUCAUCGGUUUUAUUGAGUACUUCGGUUCAAGAUUAGUCCUUUUGGUUCAGUUUGGUUCUGCAGAUUAAAGAGGUCGUGAUGUCCUGCUACUACUUGAUGAAUUGACUAAGAGGAUUCUUCGCCAGUGUUUGACCUGCAUUGUAGUGCAAGUGGAAUUGGAUAGGAGUGAGGGAGUGGUAGAUGUCAUCUAAGUCCAACAGAGCGAGCUGCUCCAGAAGCAGCUUGGUGCGCGCUCCAAGAACAGCGCUCGUGUGGUCGCCCAGACCAGCUUGGAUGCCAAGCUCCAUGCCGACUUCGAGGACUCUGAUCGGCCGUUCGAUUAUGCUGCCUCCAUCGGCACCGCCAACCGGUUGAGCGGCACCGACAGCAGUGGCAUGUCUUCCUCUGCGGUCUCCACCAACCUCCAGACAAUGCAGCGCGGGAAGUUCAUUCAGCCUUUUGGGUGCCUUCUGGCCAUCGAAGACCAGAUGUUUGCCAUAAUUAAAUUGCCUACAGCGAGAAUGCGCCUGAGAUGCUGGACUUGGCACCACAUGCCAUCCCCAGCAUGGAGCAGCGGGAAGCCUUGACAAUCGGGAUGGAUGUCCGAAGUCUAUUCCGAUCUCCGAGCUCGGUGGCACUGUAAAAG